Messenger RNA from Electrophorus electricus (electric eel), 2432 nucleotides. RefSeq names its product protein phosphatase 1, catalytic subunit, beta isozyme (gene ppp1cb). Gene Ontology annotation, cellular component: cytoplasm; nucleus. Lineage: Eukaryota; Metazoa; Chordata; Actinopteri; Gymnotiformes; Gymnotidae. Gene Ontology annotation, molecular function: protein serine/threonine phosphatase activity. The record is from RefSeq and is a predicted model, not a curated record.
CACAUUUGUACGCAAACUUCAGUUGAGAAGAUGGCGGAGAGCGAGCUGAACGUGGACAGUCUAAUCUCUCGACUUUUGGAAGUGCGAGGAUGCCGACCAGGGAAGAUUGUGCAGAUGACCGAGGCGGAGGUGAGGGGCCUGUGUAUCAAGUCCAGGGAGAUCUUUCUGAGCCAACCCAUCCUGCUCGAGCUGGAGGCUCCGCUCAAAAUCUGUGGUGAUAUCCAUGGCCAGUACACAGACCUGCUCAGGCUGUUUGAGUAUGGUGGCUUCCCUCCGGAGGCCAACUACCUGUUCCUGGGGGACUACGUGGACCGAGGGAAACAGUCCCUGGAGACCAUCUGUCUCCUGUUGGCCUAUAAGAUCAAAUACCCAGAGAAUUUCUUCCUGCUCCGUGGCAACCACGAGUGCGCCUCAAUAAACCGCAUCUACGGCUUCUACGAUGAGUGCAAGCGCAGGUUUAACAUCAAACUGUGGAAAACCUUCACGGACUGCUUCAACUGUCUCCCCAUCGCAGCCAUCAUUGAUGAGAAGAUCUUCUGCUGUCAUGGCGGCCUGUCCCCAGACCUGCAAUCCAUGGAACAGAUCCGACGGAUCAUGAGGCCGACCGACGUCCCUGAUACAGGUUUGCUGUGUGAUUUGCUGUGGUCAGACCCUGAUAAGGAUGUCCAGGGCUGGGGAGAGAAUGAUCGAGGCGUGUCCUUCACCUUCGGGGCUGACGUGGUUAGCAAGUUCCUCAACCGCCAUGACUUGGACCUCAUCUGCCGAGCACAUCAGGUCGUGGAGGACGGGUACGAGUUCUUUGCGAAGCGUCAGUUGGUGACGUUAUUCUCUGCGCCAAACUACUGCGGAGAGUUUGACAACGCAGGAGGCAUGAUGAGUGUGGAUGAGUCACUCAUGUGCUCUUUUCAGAUCCUAAAACCUUCUGAGAAGAAGGCGAAGUACCAGUAUGGUGGGGUGAACUCUGGUCGCCCCGUCACUCCUCCCCGUACCACACAGGCCCCCAAGAAGAGGUGAGCGGCUUGCCCCCGCACCGCUACCCCACCCCUACGAGCAACUGUCCUGUCCUAACCUCCUUUUCUUAAUAUUCCUGUACAUACAUUUUGCCGUGACCAGUUAAUUCAGUUCCUUUUUUUCCUGUCUGCCUGUUUGCUGUUUGUUUUUAAUAAUAACAACAGUACUGGUGAUGUAAUGUGGGUAAGGGUUGAGUGUAUUGGCCAGCGCACUCUCUCUUGCUCUCUCGCUCGCUCUCUCUGUCUGGUGAUCUAUGUGGAGCUGAUAGUGGGUUCAUUUUUAAACACUGUGGGAUUUUGAUCUUUGAUCUCUCUGGUUUCCUUUACAAGUGCAAAAGCGGUAGCACCUUUAGAGUGGAUCCUAAGACACACACACGCGCACGCACACACACACUGCUCUCAUACAUGUUUGCACACGCGUGCACGCACACACCUCAUUAUAAGAAUAGACGGCAGAAAGUUUUUAAAGAACAUCCAGAGGCAGUGAUGACUCAGGGUGGGCGAAAGAAACUUGGAUAGGAAGGAAGAUGAUGGAGAAAGAGCGUGAGAAGUGCGUCAACCCUGCAUCACUGCACGCACGCACACACACACGUCAGGAGAGGAGCGGCCUCCAGGACGACGUUAAACUGCUACACGUAUCAAAGUCCUGUCAGGCCCAUAUUUAUGGGACUUGUGACCAAUAGCUGAAUCAGUUAAAAGAGGAUUUUGGAACCAGAUUGGAUGAGGCUCUUGCUAUGGCGCGUGCACACACAUACAUGCGCACGAGCACACGUUCAGAUUUGUGUUUUUGUGCGUAUGAUUUGGGGGGGGGGGGGGGGUUGUGUUCCCUGAGGAUUGCAGUAAAACAUUAACUGGGUGACUUAUGCCCUUCUGGGUUAACUGACUGUUAGGGAUGAGUGACGGUUUAUUAGGAACGGGGUGUGUUAUUACCGCCCCUCUUCAGCACCUGUGUCUGAAUGUACCGCAUGUGUUUAAGAGAAUGAACAGGGGGUGUGUGGGGAGGGAAGAGUGGGGUGUUGGCACUGCACAUAACAUCUGUGGAGCUGCUGGACGCCUCACCAGAAGAGCCACGUUCAUUCUACAGCAGCAAGUGCCCCAGUCAUACCGAUCGGAAAAGGAACUGCAGGUGCGUGGCUCACAGGACGGACCUGAUUGGCUGACUGAGCCGCCAGUCACACCUGUGUGCUUGUUGCAUAUACAGGAAAAUACUCUGUGUGUGUAUGGGUGUGAAGAUUUGUUCAUUAAUAUGUCAGUUUUCAUUAUUGUUUUAAAUUGGUGUGUUCUUUGUUUAUUGGGGUUUUUUUUUCCUUAAUUUAUUUUUUGACAUUGGGGAAACUGAAGGAAUUCCAGAAAGUAGCGCUGACAUUUGUAUAGGCCGAGUGGGUCUCAGAUUCUUUGAACUCAAUAAAUGGGAGAAAAAGC